Messenger RNA from Penicillium antarcticum, 1077 nucleotides. Its product is annotated as putative glycosyl hydrolase. The record is from RefSeq and is a predicted model, not a curated record. Gene Ontology annotation, biological process: peptidoglycan turnover; carbohydrate metabolic process. Lineage: Eukaryota; Fungi; Ascomycota; Eurotiomycetes; Eurotiales; Aspergillaceae. The transcript has a single exon. Gene Ontology annotation, molecular function: hydrolase activity, hydrolyzing O-glycosyl compounds. Bases 1 to 1077 code for a protein of 358 amino acids.
AUGAAGCUAUCCAAACAGAUUCUCCUUCCUUUCUUGCUAUCUCUUGCACCUCAAGCAACGACUUCUCCUACGGAGGACCUCUCAGUACAAGUUGGACACCAUGUUAUUUUCUCAUAUCCAGGCCUUGAGCCACCAUCCCACCUCUUCGAUCUGGUUACUCAAGGCAAGGUUGGCGGCAUCAUCCUUUUCGGCGAGAAUGUCGGCGAAAACCUCAGCACGACAAUCGAACAAUUACAGAAUACCUACAGAAACAGCCCACACUAUGCAGGUAGUCCUCUGUUUGUAAUGACAGACCAAGAAGGAGGCCAGAUCCGCAGACUGCCCGGCGGCCCAGAAAGCAGUGCAAAACAAGUUGGCCAAGCAUCCAAUCCGAGAAAGGCAGCGACGCAGAUGGGCAAAGAUGCCGCUAGCACUCUUGAAGCUGCGAAAAUAAAUUUCAACCUGGCUCCUGUUUUGGACGUUUAUCGGAAGCCAGGUGAUUUUACGGAUCACACUGGUCGUUCCUUCAGUAACAACUCGGAUGUUGUUGGGACUUGUGGAUCGGCAUUUAUCAAAGCCCAGCAGUCUGCUGGUAUCAUUUCAUCUGCCAAACAUUUUCCUGGACUAGGCGCUGCUGGUGCGACUGAGAAUACAGAUUUACAACCGGUCACUAUCGACUCGAGUCUGGAGGUGUUGCGAUCUGUUGAUACAGCUCCCUAUAAAAAGGCGAUUGCCGCUGGUGUUGAUAUGGUUAUGAGUUCUUGGGCUAUCUAUCCUGCUCUUGAUGCCCAACAUCCUUCUGGAUUUAGCAAGGCUUGGAUCCAACAUGAGUUGCGGGGCAGGCUUGGUUUCAAGGGUGUCACUAUUACUGAUGCCCUUGAAGCGGGGGCAUUGGAGGCUUUUGGCGAUGAUGCCAGCCGUGGCCUGCUGGCUAGUCAGGCCGGCAUGGAUAUCCUGCUUGCAUCUUCGAGGAAUGUGACUCAAGGUGAGAGUGUUGUGGAUAUUUUGGUGGCUUCUUUGAAGGAUGGUUCGUUGGAUAUGGAGUAUUUUACCCUGGGGACAAAAAGAAUCAUGGAAGUUCGAAGGAAGAUUGUCUAA